GGUAUAGCUAGACUCUAGUUAAAAAAAGAAGACGAUACUUGAAGUGACCCACAUGUAUGCCAGUUAGACAAUACAAAUCUUGGUAAACAAGGUCUAUAUCACAGUAAGACCAGCCUCCUGGGCUAACGCGGUGUCAUUUCUCAUCUUCAACUUCAGGGCUGAGAUAACAUGCCCGAAAUAAAAGUAACACCACUGGGUGCUGGGCAGGAUGUCGGCCGCAGCUGCAUCCUCGUCUCUAUUGGAGGCAAAAACAUAAUGCUCGAUUGUGGGAUGCACAUGGGAUACAAUGAUGAUAGACGUUUCCCUGACUUUUCUUACAUAACUCAGAAUGGGCGUCUUACUGAGUUUCUGGACUGUGUGAUCAUCAGCCAUUUCCACUUGGACCAUUGUGGCGCUCUGCCCUUCAUGAGUGAGAUGGUGGGCUACGAUGGACCCAUCUACAUGACCCAUCCGACCAAGGCCAUCUGUCCCAUUUUGCUGGAGGACUUUCGGAAGAUCACUGUCGACAAAAAGGGAGAAACCAACUUCUUUACCUCGCAGAUGAUCAAGGACUGCAUGAAGAAAGUGGUACCUUUGAACCUGCAUCAAACCGUCCAGGUGGAUGAUGAGCUGGAGAUCAAGGCGUACUAUGCAGGUCAUGUCCUGGGUGCUGCCAUGGUGCACAUCAAAGUGGGAUCAGAGUCUGUGGUCUACACUGGAGACUACAACAUGACACCUGACAGGCAUUUAGGUGCAGCAUGGAUCGACAAGUGCCGUCCAGACCUCCUCAUCUCAGAGUCCACAUAUGCCACCACCAUCCGCGACUCAAAGAGAUGCAGAGAGAGAGACUUUUUGAAGAAAGUGCAUGAAAGCAUAGAAAGAGGAGGAAAGGUUCUCAUUCCCGUUUUUGCUCUCGGAAGGGCACAAGAACUCUGCAUCCUUUUGGAAACGUUUUGGGAGAGAAUGAACCUAAAGGCCCCGAUCUACUUCUCCACUGGGCUGACGGAGAAAGCCAAUCAUUAUUACAAGCUUUUCAUUACAUGGACCAACCAGAAGAUUCGAAAAACCUUUGUACAGAGAAACAUGUUUGAAUUUAAGCACAUCAAGGCUUUUGAUCGUUCCUAUGCUGAUAACCCUGGACCUAUGGUGGUGUUUGCCACACCGGGUAUGCUGCAUGCUGGCCAGUCUUUGCAAAUCUUCAAGAAAUGGGCUGGUAAUGAGAAAAAUAUGGUAAUCAUGCCCGGGUAUUGUGUACAAGGAACAAUCGGUCACAAGAUCCUAAAUGGGCAGAGGAAACUGGAAAUGGAAGGCAGAUCAACAUUGGAUGUGAAGCUACAGGUGGAGUACAUGUCCUUCAGUGCCCAUGCAGACGCCAAGGGCAUCAUGCAGCUGAUUCGCAUGGCUGAGCCUCGAAACAUGCUGCUGGUACACGGGGAGGCGGUAAAAAUGGAGUUCCUCAAGGGCAAGAUUGAACAGGAGUUCAGCAUAGAUUGCCACAUGCCAGCCAACGGAGAGACGGUGGCUGUCACAACGAAUCCCAGCGUGCCUGUGGACAUCUCACUCAACCUGCUCAAGCGAGAGAUGGCUCUCGGAGGGCCGCUUCCUGAUCCCAAAAAGCCUCGCACCAUGCAUGGAACCCUGAUCAUGAAAGAAAACAGUCUGAAGCUGGUGUCCUCGGAGCAGGCCCUGAAGGAGCUGGGCCUCAACGAACAUCAGCUCCGCUUCACCUGCCGCGUGCAGCUCCAAGACCCGCACAGCGACUCUGAUACACUUAACAGAAUCUACACACACCUCAAGAGCGUGUUAAAGGGUUCCACCAUACAGCAUCUGCCCGACGGUACGGUCAUGGUGGAGUCGAUUGUCAUCAAAGUCUCCUCCUGUGCUGAAGACGCCAACACCAAGGUUUUGCUACUUUCCUGGAGUUAUCAGGACGAGGACCUGGGCAGCUUCCUUUCAACUCUGCUGAAAAAGGGCCUUCCAUCUGGCAUCUGCUGAACUAUCUUUUGCUUCAAAAACAACAACAUUUAAAGGAAAGUUCUCACUAAAAAUAAUUAAUGUACCUCAACUCCUUUUAAACCUGGAAGUGCAGAGGAUUCCAUACUUUGUACCUGUAAACUUUAAACCGACUGCCUUGUAAUGUUGGAAUAUCUAAUGGACCCAUUCUUCUUCAAGGGACGUAGGCCACUCUUUCAUGGACUUGUUAACUGAAGAGCACAAGCACAAGGAAGUU
Pungitius pungitius (ninespine stickleback) is the source of this 2209-nucleotide messenger RNA. RefSeq names its product integrator complex subunit 11 (gene ints11). Bases 169 to 1974 code for a protein of 601 amino acids. The transcript has 17 exons. Lineage: Eukaryota; Metazoa; Chordata; Actinopteri; Perciformes; Gasterosteidae. Gene Ontology annotation, molecular function: RNA endonuclease activity. Gene Ontology annotation, cellular component: nucleus. Gene Ontology annotation, biological process: snRNA processing. The record is from RefSeq and is a predicted model, not a curated record.